Pocillopora damicornis (cauliflower coral) is the source of this 396-nucleotide messenger RNA. RefSeq lists its product as uncharacterized. The record is from RefSeq and is a predicted model, not a curated record. NCBI's taxonomy places the organism in Eukaryota, Metazoa, Cnidaria, Anthozoa, Scleractinia, Pocilloporidae. Gene Ontology annotation, cellular component: plasma membrane. Gene Ontology annotation, biological process: cell surface receptor signaling pathway; G protein-coupled receptor signaling pathway. Gene Ontology annotation, molecular function: G protein-coupled receptor activity.
AUGGCUACUCUGCACUUGUGGACAAACCUUGCGAUCUUUGUUAUUGUUCUGCGAGUGAGCUUUGGGAGGAUUGGAAGCACAAGUUAUGUGCAGACCACCAGGAAAGGACUAAAAGCUAUCUUCGCUUUGCUUCCAUUGCUGGGCGUGACAUUUUUGCUGGGCUUCUUUGUUGAUUGUCAUGUUGCUGUGGAAUACGCCUUUGUAUUAUUCAAUUCAAUUCAGGGUGUGCUGUUCUUUAUCUGUCACUGUGUACUCGAUGAUCAGGUUCGUAAUGCCAUGAAUAAGAUGUUACGUAAGAGGAAACGGGUACACAGUCUCCAGCAAUACAAACAGGAGCCCAAAAAAGCGACGGAAAUGGCUAGCAAGAAAACAGCAGGUGGUGUAGUCUCACCUUAA